AUGCAAGCACUCCACCGCUUGGCGGGCGUGCAGGGGACGUCGGACAGCAACACACAACCUCCAGCGCCCGUCUCUACGCAUUACCCCAUUCCGCCUCCGCCGCCCAUACCAGACGAAGGCGCCGACGAUGCUGACACCCGGAGCAUACGAAGCACACAGCGGACCGCCUCCCUACCCCUGAACCGACAACCUUCCCACAGGUCCUUCCGCUCAACUCGCUCAGCACACUCGCGCAAGAGUGCAUCUUCCGCAAAGAGGCAGGGGAGCCGCGAUGAACUGGCAGUCACGACUAAUCCGCCCCCAACGCCCAAUCGACCGACGCAUUACAACGCGCAGCAACUCAGCCCAGAAGCCGCAGCAAGACCAGCGCCCGAUACGCGACCACAGGCACAACCUCAAGCACAGCCGGAGAGCAGCGCUGCCCUUCGUCCUUCCGCCGAGACAGGCGUAUCUCAUGCCUCUAUCGAUGACGAGGAGUUUUCUUGGGGACCAUCACAUCCGUGCUUUCCGCACCCGAAUCCACACUGUUCGCCAAAAUCUGUCGAAUUCGAAGCGACGCGAGUGAUACGCGUCAAAAGAGACUGGCUCGCAGCGGGAGAUCUAUACCCUCAGUACGCCAACUUGUAUCCCGAGAUCCUCGAACCGCUGGUCAGCGACAGCGAGUUUCGGCUCGUAAUCGCAAACAUCAACAGUAUGCUCAAGCGAACGCAUUCGCCGUACACGUCGAGGGCGUGGAUCGAUAGUCUCCUGGGUGCAUUCACAGGAUACGUGUGGGAAGAUCUGGGCUGGACGGGCGCGAAGAAGGGAGAGGAGGAGCUGGAGCAGUUCAUUGACAAUUGGAACGCGGAACGGGAGAAAGAAGGACGAGAUGUCAGGAUUGUACAACCGAAGCGGACAGGGUUCAUUAGCUUGGAUUUCGUGGUGCCUGAUCCGGGUAUUGAUGUUGCAAAGAGUGACGAGGGAGAAGACGGCGAGGAUGAGGACAUGCAGACAGCCCUGUCAGGUGGUCCUGCCGCGUAG
Molecule: messenger RNA, 1020 nt
Organism: Lecanosticta acicola
Lineage: Eukaryota; Fungi; Ascomycota; Dothideomycetes; Mycosphaerellales; Mycosphaerellaceae
Source: the annotation of a GenBank genome assembly